AUGUCCGAGACACCUAUUGUUGUGGUUACAGAUGACCAGGCUUUAGAUCUCAUUUUCUCGGUCGUGCGAUCUCGGGAUCUCCCGACAGGCCAGGGGCCCCGGGGCAUGUUUGCGCUGACUAAUCAGGAUUCGUCCGAGACUUGGGAAUCUUGGCCCUUCGGACGAUUCAGCCGAGCUAUGCGGGCAACGGCUAACUCGCAAUAG
Penicillium coprophilum is the source of this 204-nucleotide messenger RNA. RefSeq lists its product as uncharacterized. Lineage: Eukaryota; Fungi; Ascomycota; Eurotiomycetes; Eurotiales; Aspergillaceae. Bases 1 to 204 code for a protein of 67 amino acids. The record is from RefSeq and is a predicted model, not a curated record. The transcript has a single exon.